This is a messenger RNA of Closterium sp. Naga37s-1, 615 nucleotides long. Lineage: Eukaryota; Viridiplantae; Streptophyta; Zygnematophyceae; Desmidiales; Closteriaceae. The record is from the annotation of a GenBank genome assembly.
AUGUCGACUGCUCUAUCCCCGUUACAGUCCUUUCUGGCGUACGUGCAAGAAGCCACAGGGCUUGCUCCGUCAACAACAGUCUCGUUAUUAGUCCUCGUCGCGUCUAUCAUUUACGUCAUCUUCUCGUACGUCCAGCACCGCGCUGCGCCUGUUCCGCCUCCAGUCCCGGGCCCACCUGAGCCGAUUAAAAUAGGGGAAAUUACCCUCGAGGAGCUAAGCCAGUACAGCGGCAGCGACCCGGAGAAACCGAUCCUUCUUGCCGUUCGAGGAAAAAUCUACGAUGUGACUCGUGGAAAGCACUUCUACGGCCCAGGAGGUCCUUAUGAGGUGUUUGCAGGGAAGGAGGCAAGCCGUGCGUUUGCCAAGAUGUCGACCGAUCCCAAGGACGCCGUGGGGGACCUGACAGGGCUCUCCUACUCGGAGAUGGAGACCUUGAGGGACUGGGAGUCAUCGCUGCAGUUUAAGUAUGAUGUGGUGGGGUCGGUGAAGGCGAGUGAGGGGGGCAUGGGGGGAGGAGACGCAGAAGGAGGAGAAGCUGAUACAGGUGCAGUAGCGGCAGAAGGGGAUGGAGGGGCGGGGGCGGAGGAAGGAGAGAAAGGAUCUGGUGGUGAUUAG